GUGGGGAUGACACAGAUAGCAAGUCCUAGUCAGAGCUGCCGCUACAUUUAGGAGAAAGCAGUGUCUGCGGCUGCCACUCUCCAAAAGGGCCCGUGGGGGGCAGCGUCAGGGGCAUGGACGCCACCCCCCAGGGGUCUCUGCCGCCAGCCGCUCUCCUCUCCGCGCACUCAAUACAGCCCCUCACUCAGGAAAACCGAAGAUGGGACACAUUCAAAAGAAGGUUCACCUAGGUCCACGGGGCAAGAGAGUUCUGGGGGUGAUCAGACAUUGGGGUCCCUUCCACAUCCCUGGGCAAAGAGAUGGAAAUCAGAUUCUCUAAGACUCCAAGAGAAGGUCUGGAAGCCUGCCUGGGGCUAAAGCUUGCGUGAACGAGACCUGGGUACUUUUGCUGCAUGCUCUGGGGUGUCUAUGCCACCAAAUGCCCACAGAUCACCUCCAGCAGACAUCCUAAGCUGCAGGAAGGGAAAGAGUCCUGUUAUUGGGGAGAAGAAGACUCUGGUCUGCCAUUGCCUGGUGCUCCUGGACUUUGUGUGCCGUGACUGCAUGAAAAUAAAAGUGUGUCGGGCAGACUGUAGCUCUAAGAGCUCCUUGCAGGAGAGGAGAACUUGAAGGAAAAUCAGCCCCUCCAGGACCCUCCACGCCACCGGGGCCCCCAGCGGCCUGCAGGCGCGCGCCGCGCUCGACCUGACCUGUGGCCGAGUGUCGUCACCGUCACCAUGGCGCAGGAGAACGCGGCCUUCUCGCCCGGGCCGGAAGAGCCGCCCCGGCGCCGCGGGCGCCAGCGCUACGUGGAGAAGGACGGCAGGUGCAAUGUGCAACAGGGCAACGUGCGCGAGACCUACCGCUACCUGACCGACUUGUUCACCACGCUCGUGGACCUGCAGUGGCGCCUCAGCCUGCUCUUCUUCGUGCUCGCCUACGCGCUCACCUGGCUCUUUUUUGGCGCCAUCUGGUGGCUGAUCGCCUACGGCCGCGGCGACCUGGAGCAUCUGGAAGACACCGCAUGGACGCCGUGCGUCAACAACCUCAACGGCUUCGUGGCCGCCUUCCUCUUCUCCAUCGAGACGGAGACCACCAUCGGCUACGGGCACCGCGUCAUCACCGACCAGUGCCCCGAGGGCAUCGUGCUGCUGCUGCUGCAGGCCAUCCUGGGCUCCAUGGUGAACGCCUUCAUGGUGGGCUGCAUGUUUGUCAAGAUCUCGCAGCCCAACAAGCGCGCCGCCACACUCGUCUUCUCCUCGCACGCCGUGGUGUCCUUGCGCGACGGGCGCCUGUGCCUCAUGUUCCGCGUGGGCGACCUGCGCUCCUCGCACAUCGUGGAGGCCUCCAUCCGUGCCAAGCUCAUCCGCUCGCGCCAGACGCUGGAGGGCGAGUUCAUCCCGCUGCACCAGACCGACCUCAGCGUGGGCUUCGACACGGGCGACGACCGUCUCUUCCUCGUCUCGCCGCUCGUCAUCAGCCACGAAAUCGACGCCGCCAGCCCCUUCUGGGAGGCGUCUCGCCGCGCCCUGGAGCGAGACGACUUCGAGAUCGUGGUCAUCCUCGAGGGCAUGGUGGAAGCCACGGGGAUGACAUGCCAAGCUCGGAGCUCCUACUUGGUGGAUGAGGUGCUGUGGGGCCACCGCUUUACAUCAGUGCUGACCCUGGAGGAUGGCUUCUACGAGGUGGACUAUGCCAGCUUCCAUGAGACCUUUGAGGUGCCCACACCUUCAUGCAGCGCCAGGGAGCUGGCAGAGGCUGCAGCCCGCCUUGAUGCCCAUCUCUACUGGUCCAUCCCCAGCCGGCUGGAUGAGAAGGUGGAGGAGGAAGGAGCCGGAGAGGGCGCAGGUGGGGGACCUGGGGAUGACAAGGAGCAGAAUGGCUGCCUGCCACCCCCAGAGGAUGAGUCCAAGGUGUGACCAGUUUUCUCCAGACCCCUGUGGCAGACAGGGGGCCAGACACAGGUACAUGGGGAGCUGGAUAGUGGAGGUGCAAGAGGAGGAAGCAGGCAAGGUCGCAGGGAAUAUGCUGACCUUGGAGAGGCCCCCUGAGAACUUGAGUCUAGGAUCCAAUAGGAAGGGAGGGGCCCUGGUUUCAGAAGAGUGGAGGGUGGGGAAGGGUGAGCAUACCAGUCUGUGUUUGACCUUCACAUCUCUUCAUGGGUGGAUGGACAGUCGGAAGGAUGAACUUGUGGGGCCUGGAUGGGAAGGUGGUGGCUGAUGGACAGGUAAAUGGGCUGUGGAUACUGGAAGCACACCUCUGCAAAUUCUAGAAAGGUGCCCUUUUCCUCCAGACAGAUGCAGCCCCAGGCCAGACGCAUGGCUUGGGAAAACAGUCUUACUCACCUCCUUGGCCAGCCUCCCUGUGUGUGGCCCACCUAAUUGGACACGGUAGCCCACACUGAACCAGAGGAGAGAGGCCUGGGUGGAGAUGGGCACGGGGGGAUGGUGCCGUCCCACCUCCAUCCUCCCAUGGUGACAGGCUCAGCAGAAGAAAGGGUUGCAAGGAAGCUUGGCAAAGUAUCAGGGACCUUAAUCCUUGAGGCACAGAGCAACAGGCAGCAGGAGCAGAUGCCAGAGCUGGGGCCCUGGGGCAAGGGAUGGAUGUUUUGUGACAGUGAAGUGAGAUCUUGCAGGUAGCACUGCAGAAACACAGAGAGAGAGGUUCUGCAGCUGAAGAAAGGCCAGGGGCAAGAUCUAGAGAGUGGGAAACCCUUGGGAAAGCAGAUUUUGUCCUUGGGGGCACUGUGGGAUCAUUUAAAUCACUGCUUGGAAGUUGGGUAGAGUGGACAUUCACCAACCUGGUUCCUAUUGCUGGAACACAGGGCACAUGGGAAGAACAGGAAUAUACCUAUGGCAGUGGAAUGAGGUCCAGUUCACACUGAGAACCUGUGCAAUCUCUUGGAGCAGGGGAUGGGAUGGUUUUGGUAAUCAGAAAGCUAGGAGUUGAGUAAGGCAAGGGAAAUGAUGAAACCCUGCAGUUGUAAAACUGCUGUGUACAGAAUCACCUGGAGACCUUGUUAAAACACAGAUCGCUGGGCCCCACUCCCAGGGUUCUGACUCAAUAGGUCAGGUGGAAGCCAGAAAUUGCCAUGUCUAACAAGUUCCCGGGUCAUGCUGACGCUACUAGACUGGGACCACAUUGCAGUGGGGCAUGUGAGCUGAGGACCCUCCGGGAGCAGAGAAACAGGAAGGGUAGAGUGUUGUGUGUGGGAAGGGAGACCUAAGCACUGGCUGAAGAGUUUAACUAAAGCAGGAAAAGCUUGUAAGACUAAAGAGGCAGCCGCUCAGGUGCAAGGUCCUGAGUUCGAUCCCCAGUACCAAAAACAAAAGAAAAAAGACUGAAGAGGCCGAAGUGACUAUGAGAAAAGAGCGGAGCCCAGACGUGUGGGUGUGUCUGUGGCCUGCUAUCUGUACCACCGAGAUAGGGUCAUCCCAGGAUGGAGAGGGGAGGGCAGAGAGAAGGGGCCAGGGCUCAGUUGAGAGGAGCUGAGGUUAGCCUCCCAGGGAAAGGGUAGCCCGGGUAUGUCCUUGGAUGGCCCAGGGCUCUCCCUCCAGGCCUGGUACUCCCCAUUCCCGUCCUUGCAGAAAAGUCUGAGCUGCUUGGAAGAGGCAGGCACCCCAGUCCAUCCUGGUCUAGGCUGGGAAGCAGGGAUCCUGUGGAGCACUGUGUCUCCUAAGAGAAAAGAGGUCAUCCUUGUUUAAAGGACUUGAAGAACCCAAGCCCUUCAGUCCAAGCAUGGAUGUCUUUCUGCCUCAGGUCCUAGGGCUACCUGAGUUGCCCUCAGUCAAAGCCAGGGCCCCUGGAUGCUAGCAUUGGCUGCUCCCCCAAGAACAGAUGUGGGGCGGGGGAAUGGGGAGCGAUCCAGGGUUAAUUCAGUGAAACAGAUGAGUCUGGACAGGUGAGGUAGCUUCUUGGUUCCCCCACACACUCAUUUAGCACUGAAGCUGCUGCAAUGGAACAGAUGGAGAAACUGAGGCUACAGCAGGCCCCUCCUGCCCGGAAGUCACUGAGAUGCUGCCACACCUGUCCUCGCCACCAUCACUGCUCAGGGCACCACUGUACAGGGCAGUCAGGAGACAGGGGUUCUAGUGCCAACACUGUCACUGAUUAGCUGUGUGACUCUGAGCAAGUCCCAUAAGUCUCUGCGCCUCAGUUUCCACAUCUGUAAAAAUGAUAUAGCAAACUAGUAAAACUCAAUAAAUGUUAAA
This is a messenger RNA of Heterocephalus glaber (naked mole-rat), 4190 nucleotides long. RefSeq names its product potassium inwardly rectifying channel subfamily J member 9 (gene Kcnj9). NCBI's taxonomy places the organism in Eukaryota, Metazoa, Chordata, Mammalia, Rodentia, Bathyergidae. The record is from RefSeq and is a predicted model, not a curated record. Gene Ontology annotation, cellular component: plasma membrane. Gene Ontology annotation, biological process: potassium ion import across plasma membrane; regulation of monoatomic ion transmembrane transport. Gene Ontology annotation, molecular function: G-protein activated inward rectifier potassium channel activity.